Echinostoma caproni is the source of this 615-nucleotide messenger RNA. The record is from the annotation of a GenBank genome assembly. Lineage: Eukaryota; Metazoa; Platyhelminthes; Trematoda; Plagiorchiida; Echinostomatidae.
AUGAUUGCCGGUUCUCACAAUUUAUCACAGGCCUAUGAUGGAGGAAUUCCACGUUUGAAGACUUCUACCAUCCUGAGAGUUUUAUUCAGUCCGCCAUUUUAUCCACCCUUGCAUACGGAUCAUGCCGAACAGGAAGAUAAUCCUAAUGGGCAAGUAAAUGGGAAAAUGUCACGAGGCAACCGAACUCGAAACUCGAAUUCCCGUGGUCGCGGAUCACGUAAAACCGUUUGGUUGGGUGGUGGAUUUAUUACCGGUGAUGAUGAUUUGACAGGAAUCGGGAUUUUACUUGGUUUGGUGAUCGCUGUCGGCCUGUUUGUUUGCUUCGUCUUGCUGAUCGUCACCAUUCUUCUACGCCAGGCUCAUCAUCUCCGUCAAAGGCGUCGUCUGGUGAAUAUAACCGCAUCACCAAAACAUGCUGACACAGGUUCGGAUGCGGCACAAUCGAAUCUGACAAAAAAGCCGACUCCCACUCCGGAUAUUCAGCUUAUGGAUACACAAUUGUACACUCCGUUUGUUGGACUUUAUCAUUCAGACGCACCAUCAACAUUUCUCUCGAUACAACGAACCGGUUGGAAGGAACCGGUUUUGGUGGAUCCGAAUUCCAUGUGCCCUUAG